AGGAAAGCGCCGUCCCCCCCGUCAGUCUGGUGUCCGAGGUGAAAGUUGUGAGGAAGCGGGAAAUGGAAACAUGGAUCGGACCUGGAGUCUGGUUGUGUGUUUGGGCUUUGGGUUUCUUUCUGUGCCUGUUUCGUCUCAGGAUGCGGCCGGGACGUUGUUCCUUAUCUCAGGUCCAGAAUCGGUGCGCGCUGGGACGCCUACUUCACUCGCUGUCACUGUCUUAUCAGACCUUCCCAGUCGGGUGACGGCUGAACUCACACAUGGCGACACCAGCGUAGCCCAGACAGAGGACUCUCAAGGAGGUAUGACCAAGGUCCUCACACUCCCUGCUGUUUCGGGCUCUUCUGUAACCCAUAAUUCCCUCUUAAACUUGACGGUGAGAGGCUACGUGGGGGGCAGUGCCGUUUUCACCAACACCACCGCCGUCAGAUUCCACCACAGGAACGUCUUCACCUUCGUGCAGACGGACAGAACCCACUACCAACCGGGCGACACCGUCAGAGUCCGGAUCGUCUCCGUCCAGCUCGAUAACCGUCCAUACAAAGGCAGAGUGGAGAUCACUGUGCAGGAUCACGGUGGGAACGUUGUCAACAAUUGGGAGUCAGCGGGGAAUCGGGGGAUUGUGUUGCGGGAUUUCAGUUUGUCCCACGCAGCUCCUCUUGGACUGUGGACGAUCUCGACGACGAUCAACGGCGUGACCGAUGAGAAAAACUUCGUUGUGGAGCAUCACGAUCAUCCUCAGUUUGAAGUGAUCGUGAAGACACAGUCGCGGGUCCUCGUUGGAGACGACAUGUCGGGAUCGGUCAGAGCACUUUACCCCAGUGGACAACCUGUGCGGGGAACAUUAACCGUCUCAGUCGCUCUGGCGCCAGAUAUGGACGACGCAGCCGCUGCAGACAAACUCACACAAAGCAAAGACAUCUAUGGGUCCACACAGUUUUUCUUCAGCAAAGAUCAACUUGAAUCUCUUCACCCUUCAUCGGGACUUCACAGCGACUGCCGUGUGCACGUCGUUACCUCUGUUACCAGCAACUUUACAGGACUUGCGUUGAACAGAACAGUCGAGGUCCACCUCACGCAGAACAUGUACCAGCUCGCGUUCCACGGUUUUCCGCCUUCACUCAGGCCGUCUUUGCACUUCUCUACAAAACUCAGGGUCUCCAGAUACGACCAGAAGCCUCUGAGCUCACAGGAUCGGAUGUACCUGGCCGUGGUCGAAGUCACUCAGAUAAAAUCUACGACGAACGCGGAGCCGGCGACGCUGACGUUCUCAGUGCCCGAGGAUGGGGACGUCCACGUUGAGAUUCAGUUACAGGAUCAUGUGGAGAUGCUUUUUAUUCUGGCCAGAUUCCAAUCAAGCGAGGAGACGCUGAGGGUCCAUAACAAGGACAUUUCUCCUAGUAGCUCAUAUAUUCAGAUAAUCCCAAUCACAACAUUACCUGCACAGGUUGGAUUACCUUUGCAAAUCGUUGUGGAGAGCACGUUUGAACCAGAUGCCCUUCACUUUGUGGUGAGCGCGAAAGGUCAGGUGCUGAGGGCCGGAACGUUCAAUUCCCUCUCUUUUUCUCUGACUCCGACACUGUCCUGGUCCCCCGAGGCCUGCGUCACCGUGUACUGCAUCCUCUCCAGCGGGGAGGUCACCAGUGACACAGUACACGUACCCAUCGAACAACACAACCACAUAUCGGUCAUGUGGAGCACCCAGCAGGCCCAGCCGUUCGAUCAGGUGACGCUCAGUCUAACUGCUCUUGAACCUGAAUCCCAGGUUGGAAUCGUGGUCAUGGGGAUGCACGAUGAUAAACCUCCGGAGGUCGACCUCGCCUUAAAAGAGAAGCAGAGUUGUUGUAUUUGGAUGCUGACCAGGACCAAACUUUAUAAGCAGGAGCAGUCAGAUGUUCCCGAAAAUGGUGAUGUUCUAAUGGUGGAGAAGUACUGGAGCCACUGGAUGGAUACCACGGAGUCCUUGCUGUGGAUAGACACGGAUCUAAGUGAUGAAACGUGGACAAGUGGGAAAAUCACAGUGCCAGAUGUUGUCACUGCUCUGGGAGCUGUGGCACUGGUCAUGUCAGACAGCCUGGGUUUGGGCUUCACUCCUGUGCCACUUCAGCUGACUGUGUCCAAAGGGUGCUCCAUGUCCUUGCAUGUCCCAUCGUACCUCAUAAGGGGAGAGGAGAUUGUGCUGGAGGUCAACAUCAUCAACCACUUGGAGCGCGAACUGGAAGUCAUCGUGUUUAUUGCUCCGAGUAAAGAGUUCGAGUUUGUUUUGGGAGCGAGCGGGGACGUUUCUGUCGUAAACGCCCAAAUCCUCACGUUAAAGAGUCACGACUCGGCCUCGGCGCUCUUCCCCAUAAGGCCUGUAGCUCUGGGCGAUGCUGAGAUAUCCGUGGACGCCGUUUGUGCGCAGACUACGGACAACCUCGUGUGGAGCGUGUCAGUGAAGCCUGAGGGAGUGGAACAGUUGUCCUCGGAGACUAUAUUCCUGGAGCUGCCACCAGAUAAGCAAGAAAAAUCCAACUCUGUCUCCUUCCACUUUCCAGCAGAUGUGGUUCCGGGCAGCCAGCGUGCAUAUGUGGCACUGGUUGGCGAUAUCUUGGGCCUGUCCCUCAGUCACCUGGACUCACUGGUGCAGCUGCCUCUCGGUUGUGGGGAGCAGAACAUGAUCCGCUUUGCUCCCAGUGUUUUUGUUCUCCAGUAUCUGGAUAAGCCCGGUCUGGAUGAUGAGGAGAUCAGGAAAAUGGCUCUGGGUUAUAUGAUGGAAGGUUAUCAGAGACAGCUGUCCUUCCAACGAGACGACGGUUCAUUCAGUGCAUUUGGAGCCAGCGACUCCUCUGGCAGCACGUGGCUGACGGCGUUCGUGCUGCGCUGCUUCAUCCAAGCUCGAUCAUACAUGACGAUAGACAACAGUGUCCUCACCAGAGCCAUGAUGUGGCUCCUGGGACAACAGGGGCCACAGGGAGAGUUCACCGAGGUGGGCAGCUUGAUCCACACGGAGACUCAGGGAGCACUGGACCGUGGUUCAGUGGCGCUCACUGCGUAUGUACUGAUAGCGCUGCUGGAGGACGACACCUAUGUGAACGUGUACCCGGGCAACGUGUCCAUGGCUCAAACGUACCUGGAGGGCAAAGUGUCCAGCGGGGUGGUCGGUAACUACAGCCUGUGUUUGGUGGCGUACGCUUUAGCUCUGGCCAACAGUCCUGCGACUGACGCGGCCCUGUCUGCGCUCAUGGGAAGAGCAGAUUAUGCAGAUGGAGUUAUGAUGUGGGCGUCCUCUGCCGGCCUGACUUCACGUGACGGGCAGCCGUACGCGCUGCAGAUCGAGAUGGUUUCCUACGUGCUGCUGACUCUGUACAAGCGCGGUAACUUAGUGGACGGCUUUGUGCUCCUGAAGUGGCUGAGUAAGCAGAGGAAUCACCUGGGAGGCUACGGGUCAACACAGGACACAGUGGUUGCUCUCCAAGCUCUGUCUUACUACGCAGCAUUCAGCGGCGCCAGCGCCAUCAACCUCCAGCUGGAAGUGUCGGCUCCAGAAUCCUCCUUCGCCUCCGUGUUCUCCAUCAACUACACCAACUACAGGACGUAUCAAAGCCUCGAGCUCAUCGAUUACAGCGGGGGUCUUCUCAACAUACACAUGGAAGGCAGAGGAUUUGCUCUGUUUCAGAUGAACAUGUUUUACAACGUGAACCUGAAUCACACCUCGGACGAGGAGGCGUUCUCGCUGCAUGUCGGCGUUUCUGAAGAAGACCACGAUCACAUUCUACUACGUAUAUGCAUGAGAUUAAAGGACAGACAGGUGAUAUCUCACACAGGUAUGGCCAUACUGGACGUGGGCAUACUCAGUGGUUUCAGGCUUCCCCCCACAGCUGCUGCCCCAACGGAUCUCAUCAGGAGGGUGGAGAUACAUCCUGAGAAGAUUAGCCUGUACCUGGAUUCAGUUACCAAGUCCGAGGUUUGCCUCACACUUCCUUUCAUACGAAACUACAAAGUAGCCCGCGUGCAGGACGCCGCAGUGCACCUCUAUGACUAUUAUGAGCCUCAGAGAGAAGCAUGGAGAACGUACACCUCGGAGUUUCUUCACAACAUGGACGUGUGCUCUUUCUGUGGUCCGAACUGUGACCGCUGCAGACCCGGAGUCCCCAUUUCGGUCUCGCACCCCCUCACGUCGCGCUCGGGGAACAGUGCCACCUGCAGCCUGAGUUGCUUAUUGUUUGCGGUCACUUUUUUUCUAAAUUGAAAUCUGAAUACACAGAUUUCUAUUCUUCUUACUCUUUCUUGACAAAUGAUUGUAACAUUUAGACCUAUACACCUAUACAAUUCAGUUAUAACAUGUAUAUAUAUAUAUAUAUAUUUUUUUUAAUUGGAUUAUUAAAAACAACAUAUAUAUAAAACCCAGAGAAUUAAACGGUG
Messenger RNA from Solea senegalensis (Senegalese sole), 4404 nucleotides. It is a transcript of the gene cd109, whose product is annotated as CD109 molecule. Bases 71 to 4231 code for a protein of 1386 amino acids. Gene Ontology annotation, molecular function: endopeptidase inhibitor activity. The transcript is spliced from 32 exons. Gene Ontology annotation, cellular component: extracellular region. NCBI's taxonomy places the organism in Eukaryota, Metazoa, Chordata, Actinopteri, Pleuronectiformes, Soleidae. The record is from RefSeq and is a predicted model, not a curated record.